AUGGCGGUAAUGUUCAGGUUACUCACCCUCUUUUCAUUUUCCGUGUUUAUUAGCUCCGUCUUCGCAUCGGCUCCAUCUCAGGACUGGCAACAUGUCGCAGCCACCUUGCGCAGCACGUUGGACGUGCUCCAGCUGUCCCACAAGCAAUACCUUGCGCAAGUGACAAACCGGCACUCCAGACGAGACUCGACUUUUCGAACCGGUCCGGCAGGCUAUUGGCAACCUCUGGCUGCCAAUCAACGUCUUGAUGCCUCCGACGACUUCUCAAGACAGCUGCACGACCUGAUCGACGAGAUCGGCAGCGCCGUGCAACAGCUCAUCGAGUUGCUGGCUUCGCAGUUCGACAACAUCGGAGGCCUACUGAUCAGCACCUCCGCCUCUUCACCUCCAGUCGCGUCGCCCACUACAGCUCAACCAUCAAUAUUGCCCAUAACGAACCUCAACACGCCUCCCACGGCGACAACUACCUCCCGAAACAUUGUUCCCGAUCGCCCCCUAUAUACGUCGACGUCCGCUCCACCGUCAGCAACGUACACCUUCAACCCCCGCGCCACCGAUCUUAAUGUGGUGUACUACUCCCAGACCGACCUUACACCUGUGAUCUCUCUGACGGAAGUAUGCGACGACCCUGCAAUCGACAUGGUCAUCCUCGCCUUUGUCACGCACCUCGUCUCCGAUGGCGGCUAUCCAGCAAUGAACAUGGCUUCGAAUUGCUGGGCCCCGAAUGCGGCGCAACAGGCAGCUGGAGCGACGGGUCUUCUGGACUGCGUGGGCGACGGCUUUGCCAGCAAGAUUGCCCGUUGUCAACAGCAAGGCAAGAAAGUCAUGCUGAGUCUGGGCGGGUCCGUAGGAGAUUUGUCCGUGAGCAGCGACGCCCAGGCCGAGCAAGUUGCCAACACCCUGUGGGAUCUAUUCCUGGGCGGGACAAAUCCAACAAGCGCACCCUUGAGACCGUACGGGAACGUCGUCCUGGACGGCAUCGACAUUGACAACGAAUCUCCCUCCGGCUCAAUCUACCUCCCCACCCUAGCCCGCACCCUUCGACAGCUGAUGUCCACGGCGCCUAAACCGUACUACCUCUCCGCCGCGCCGCAAUGUCCCCGCCCGGACGCCUCGGUCCCGGUCCCGGCCCUCCUGCCGUACAUGGACUUCUUCGCCGUGCAAUUCUACAACAACCCCUCCUGCCAGCUCGGCCAGCCCGGCCAGCCCGGCCAACCACCCACAGUCGCGAACGAAGGCUUCUUCUCCUCCCUGCAAGACUGGUCGAACGACCUCCUCGCUCUCGGGUCCCUGGUCUCGGGUUCUCGAGUCAUGACCCGUUCUAGCCCCCGAUCCGUGGGAUUCCAGAACAUCAACAACGGCAUCGACUCUCCGAGACUGUUGAUCGGCACACCUGCCUUUGCGGGGGCUGGGUCCGGCUACGUCGAUGUCCCGACCUACAAGACCAUGAUGCAGCGCGUGAGAGGGCUCGAUCUGCCGAACCUUGCCGGCGCCAUGUUCUGGGACGGGGCGUACCAGGAAAUUAGUGCGACGGGGGUGGGGAAUGACGGCAUCAACGCCACGUUUGCGGAGGUUGUCAAGCAGGUCUUUGCGUAG
Messenger RNA from Cladophialophora carrionii CBS 160.54, 1596 nucleotides. RefSeq lists its product as uncharacterized. Gene Ontology annotation, biological process: carbohydrate metabolic process. The transcript has 2 exons. The record is from RefSeq and is a predicted model, not a curated record. Lineage: Eukaryota; Fungi; Ascomycota; Eurotiomycetes; Chaetothyriales; Herpotrichiellaceae. Gene Ontology annotation, molecular function: chitinase activity. Gene Ontology annotation, cellular component: extracellular region. Bases 1 to 1596 code for a protein of 531 amino acids.